Pleurotus ostreatus (oyster mushroom) is the source of this 1800-nucleotide messenger RNA. RefSeq lists its product as uncharacterized. The record is from RefSeq and is a predicted model, not a curated record. Lineage: Eukaryota; Fungi; Basidiomycota; Agaricomycetes; Agaricales; Pleurotaceae. The transcript has 13 exons. The coding region runs from base 1 to 1800 and encodes 599 amino acids.
AUGCCUCAAUACCAGUCUACCUUUGUUCUGGCCAUCCUUGCCGCCACUUUGGUUACUGGGCGUGGGGCCAAUGACUGGUCCAAACCAUGCUUUAAUGGCGAAUGUGCAUAUGAUAUUCCGACAAAAGGACAAUCGGCCUCCAUCAGAUUGAUCGGUGCACCCCACGCUAUCUCAGAUAUCACACCUGCUGCAGGAUGGGUCAUACUCGACUGUGAUGCAAAUUCGAUGGCGCAAGACAUUCGUCUUGUAUGUAACUCCGACGAUGCGGAAGCCGCUGGUUGUAGGUCUGUAUUAGACCCAUAUACGCUGUUAGACGAGAAAUUCACCCCUUUUGGUAAGCCAUCUCUUCGACAGCGCCGGACCCGUCCACAAUGUGGAUCUGAGCCAUUCGCCCGCGUCGCCAACCUCCGGGUUCAUGAAAACCAGUCGAUCCCCGAACAUGCUGCAUCAAAGAUCUCGCGCCGUGACGGAACAGCGCCUCAAGUCUUUGCUAUCAGCAUCGAUGACGAUUUCCCGAGCAUUGAUGUAACCAAGUACGGCCAAGUCCUCGCAGUUGCCGUUGGCACCAAUGUCGCGGGUGUAGACACCGAUUUCUCCGUCCCACGGAGUAUCAUCAGUCAGGUUGGCGCGGAUCAAUGGAGUGCACAAGCGGUAAAGGACGUCACCGAAAACGCAAUCAAAACCGUCAAGGCCAUCCUAGAUCCCUACUACGCCGCCAAACCUGACGGCGAGGUUGAUGUAAAGAAAUUGUUGUUUUGGGAAGAGACUGAUGGCACAAGAAGCGACGGUGGAUUCAAAUGGGGCUCAAAGACGAGGAAUUAUACGCUCUCUUGGGCGGAAGACAAAACAUUAGCUGGAUGCAACGAUCUAGCUUUCACAGCGGAAAUUAAUGCCAGGGUGGAUAACAAAGCGUAUGGUAGUGCGGCCUUCUUCAGUGCGGCAGCGGUCGUGGACUUGACCUUCUCGUCGAUCAAGGCAAUGGCAAGCAAUCUUGUCGACUUCUCCGCACACUUCGAGCACCAUCUGACUUUAGCCCUCUCGUUGGAGGGGACAUUUGAAAAAUCCUUUACUGUGUUAGAACCAGUGGCGAUCCCUGAUGCGGGGGUUGAUCUCAAGUAUCUAGCUGCUGGUCUUAUGUUCGGCAUCGACGGAGAAUUCCAUACAUCUGCUCGAGUCGGUCUCGAACUCAAGACAGGCUUUAAGUGGGGCAUCGAUAGAGCUGUUAUCUCCAUCCCAAGUACUGAACAAUCAACACCAUAUGCUCGAGACGGAUACUUCGACUUGAGCAUCAGCGAAGAUGAAGACGGCAACAAAGCGACGGGUGAAAUCGGCUUUUCUAUCACUCCAAAACUCAUCCUCGGCGCUGAAGGCAAGGGCAAACUUUCCAACGUCAAGGUUUCUGGGAACGUUGGGUUGAGAGCUGGUGCUGGUCUUACGGUUGGGGUAACGGGGCCUCCCAGCGGCAAUUCGGAUUGGUAUUGCGCGAAGCUUAAUGGGUUCAUCGAGGGUGUUGCUGGACUCGACUUUAAGCAUCCCAUUGCUCUCAUACCAAAUUGGGAGACGGAAUAUUCGUUGUUCAGGAAGGAUCUGGAACUCUUCACGCAUGGGAACUGCCCAGUGCCAAAGCAAGAGAGGAGGAGUUUAGCUGGGUUGUUGCGACCUCGGUCUUCAAUCAAGUCCCUCAUCGAGCAGCUAAAGAAUGGGCUGCUGUGCCCUAAGAGAGAUAUUAGCAAGGUGACUAAGGCUGACGCAAAGAGCGGCUUGGAUUCUUCAACCAUGAAGAUGAAGAAUUCAAAAUGA